Molecule: messenger RNA, 1215 nt
Organism: Budorcas taxicolor (takin)
Lineage: Eukaryota; Metazoa; Chordata; Mammalia; Artiodactyla; Bovidae
Gene: PGLYRP4
Product: peptidoglycan recognition protein 4
Biological process (GO): peptidoglycan catabolic process
Molecular function (GO): zinc ion binding; N-acetylmuramoyl-L-alanine amidase activity
Source: RefSeq, a predicted model, not a curated record
AUGCUGUGGUGGCUUCUUGUCUUCUCUACUCUGGGUCUCGGGGCCUGGGGUGAUUCCUCCUGGGAUAAAACACAAGAUAAACACCUGUCCGAGGGACUUCAGGACCUGCUUGGCAACAUCUCGCAGCUCAUUGAAAAAGACAAACGGGGUCUCAGUGGUGUCUCCACCAUGGUCUCUCGUGAGCAGUGGGGGGCAGACGCCAUUGGCUGCUGUGCCCAGCUGGCCCUGCCGGUGGACUUCCUUGUCACGCACCACGUCCCUGGGCUGGAAUGUCACAACCAGACCUCGUGCAGUCAGAGGCUGCGGGAGCUGCAGGGCCAUCACGUGCGCAACGGCUGGUGUGACGUAGCCUACAACUUCCUGGUUGGGGACGAUGGCAGGGUGUACGAAGGUGUUGGUUGGAAUGUCCAAGGUGUGCACACCCAGGGCUACAACAAUAUCUCCCUGGGCCUCGCAUUCUUUGGCAGCAGCAGAGCUAUGAAGGAGCUGGCAGGAUAUCUUGUCCCCCCGCAGAACUCUGCAGCUCAGGCCAGAUCGAGGCUUCCUAAGGAUCACUCUCUUCCAGGCCACAGCCCUAGCCCUGCCGCCCUGGCAGCCAUGGAAGGUUUGAUCUCCUCUGCUGUCCGCAAGGGCCACCUGUCACCCCUGUAUGUCCAGCCACUCCUUGUGAAAGGCGAGAGCUGCCUGUCUUCUCAGCAGAAUGCAAGUCUCAAGGAAGUUUGCCCACUUAUUGUCCAGAGGUCUGCUUGGGAUGCCAGGGAGGCCCACUGUCCCGAGAUGAACCAGCCGGCCCAGUAUGUCAUCGUUAUCCACACCGCGGGGCGAACCUGCAACAGGUCUGAUGAAUGUCGCGUGCUGGUCCAAGACAUCCAGUCCUCCUUCAUGGAUAGAUUGGACUCGUGUGAUAUCGGGUACAACUUCCUUGUGGGCCAGGAUGGCAUCAUCUAUGAAGGAGUAGGCUGGAGUGUCCAAGGUUCCCACACCCCCAGCUACAAUGACAUUGCCCUGGGCCUCGCCUUUAUGGGCACCUUCUCUGGUUCCCCGCCCAAUGCCGCAGCGCUGGAGGCAGCCCAGAACCUGAUCCAGUGUUCCGUGAUCAAGGGGCACCUGGUCUCCGACUACCUGCUGGUGGGGCACAGUGAUGUGACCCACGUUCUGUCUCCUGGGCGGGCUUUGUACAACGUCAUUAAGACUUGGCCUCAUUUCAGACACUAG